This is a messenger RNA of Linum trigynum, 4354 nucleotides long. The record is from the annotation of a GenBank genome assembly. Lineage: Eukaryota; Viridiplantae; Streptophyta; Magnoliopsida; Malpighiales; Linaceae.
AAUGAACUGAAGCUGAGUAAUAGUAACCCUAGAGAUCCGUGGAUUCGAUAUUUAUUACUUGUGCCACUAUACUGCAGCCCCUUUCAUUGGUUACACUUGGCCAUUGUUAGGUGUUGUGUUUUAGCGUGUCAAGUUUUUGGCGCCGUUGCCGGGGACUUUCUAGAUUAUUAGGAAAGGAAGAAGUUUGUUACUUUAGCGGUUUUUUUUCCACACUUGCUUUUCACUUGGGUGUUUUUUUUGUUUUGUUGGUGCAUAUAUGAAUCAUGGAUCCUAAUGGAAUUACCCCGAGACUCCCUACAGCAAUCAAGGAGGAGAAGACUAUGGAUUCGGGUUCCAGUACCAACCCCCUUACUACGUAGAACAAUUAGACCCCUGGGCAUAUCAAGAACAACCUCAUUACCGAGAAGAAUUUCUCCCACAAUCAGAAGGGCCAUCGGAGCUGGAGUUACCCAUGGCAGCCUUCACGGGCCAUUCUGCAGAGCCAUGCUACACUCCACAGUCAGAUCCAAACUGUCACUUGAGGCUUCUCGUGGAGCAGAUUGCUCGAGUACCUGAGAGAUCCUUUCCCGAGAUGGAUCCUCAUAUCCAGGCCAUUGCCCAAACUGACUUCUCCUUUCCCCGUGAAACAGAGGAUACCCUUCGGAGCAUAAAGAAGCACAUAGAGGUCAUUGAGAAAGCUUGUGCACAGUUUUCUCAAGACAACCUUUAUGCUGCCAUACAAGUAGAGGAGGAGGAAGAAGAAGGCAAUCAUGAGGAUGUUCAAGAGCAUGCAGAAGUUGUCACGGAAAGCUCCCAUGAUAAUCAUGAUCAAGUGUAUCCUCUGGUGGUAGAUCACAACUGUCCCCAUUUCCUCUCUGAUAUGCUGGGCCCGAGCGAGGAGAUGCAAGAUGAUCUCAUUGAAGAAAUUACAUGGCGACUUGCUCUCCAAUCUGUGCUAGAAGAAGAAGAGCAAGAAAGGGUGUAGAAAGAAGUUGCGGAGGAUGACAAAAGUGAAGCAGAAGGAGUUCUUGAUCAUUUCCCAGGGGGUGAUACCACAUGAAGAAGAAAGGGGGUUGAAGAAGCGAGUGGUGUCCAGGCUGUGGAUGAAGUUGAGGUGGAAGAGGCUUGCACCGACCCUAUAAUACAAGUAAUAUCCCCACCAAACUUCGAGGAACUGCUUAGCAAGGACCCAUUUGCAGUGUCUCUUUGCCAGACCAAGGCCACAGCGACAUCGGUCCCUCUUGGUGGACGCGAUGGUGGCCAAUCGAUGUUGUCAUAUAUGGUUUGGGGCAAUGAGACGAGAGAAGAGAAGAAAAGGUCUCGAGGAUGGAGACUUCAUCGGCAUCAAGUGCCCGAGCUUCCAUCACCAGUCAUACCACAUGUCAUGACUUGCGACUCCACCUCAUUGACGAGAACCUCAACUUCAAGGAGGUUCUAGCAUGGACCGAAACUUAGGAGCCAUCGUCUGGCUCCCAACGUUAAAGAAGCGCUUGUUGGGAGGCAACCCAACCAGUCGGUUUGCAUUUCUUUCUCUAUUUCUCUUAGGUUGAGUCAGUUUUGUUAUUUGAUUUAAGAGUCAAUAACUCAACCUUUGUGAGAUUUUGUGUGGUGUUUGCGUUCUGAUUACUCUCUCUUCCUGGAAUGCACCGCCUGACCCGUCCAUCAUCAUUCACCCUUGAUCUGGUAACUUCGUUCUACCCUCCUUAUCUUUCCUCCAUUGAGGACAAUGUCGUGCUUAAGUGUGGGGGGGGGGGGGUGUUCGAUUAUGUAUGCGGGUGAAUGUUUGGCUGAUUGUGUGCUUGGAGCCUAGUCCACUGUCCAAAUUUUUAAAUUUGAGGGCUCCAAGUACGUGUUUCCUUGCAAAUUGCCUGCUCAGUAUGCUUUGAAUCGACUUCUCUAUAGUAAUGUGCAACCUAGGGAGGUAGUGUAGCACUAUGGAGGAUGUUGAAGUAUAAGAUUUUUCCUAUCUAGCUCUUUGUUGUGCCAGUUGAUUUUGAGAAUUAGUGGAGCUUAGACCGUUGAAUUCAUGUGGUAAUGGGGACUCUGUUUGGAUUGUGUUAUGGACUCGUGUAUCGAACAGGGUGCUCAUAUGGAAAACGGGAAGCAGUUGGUCCUCCAUGUCGAAAUCAUUGAAAUCUUAAACAUGGGGUAAGCCCAACGUGUGUGGCACCGUUCAUUGCACAAAAUUGGGUUUUGGAAGAGAUUUUAGUGAUCCUUAGUGGGGUACUCCUACAAGGUGAAGCUAAGCUGUCUCUAGUACAAGUAAAAUUUUCACCCGUUGAACGGUUUGCCGACUUGAGGAUGUGUUUUUAAGGGCACGGAUAGAGCUUCCGACCCCCCUUGAUUUCAUUGACCCUCCACACGAGUUGAGGAAAAGGAGUUAAAGGAAGUACUCUGGCGAGCGCUAGAUGUACAAAAAUUGCUCUUGCUCGACUAAUAAGGUUCGACCGUGCAAAAGACUGCAGUUGGAACCCCCGCCAAGGGAAUGAAGAAAAAAAGAGAAAAAGAAAUGUAAAUGAAAGUGCAAAAAGGGGUUCCAACGGUGAAAUGAAGUGAAAGAGCACCCCGGUACAACGAGUCCUUGGUUGUGAAUGGUGUGAGUCCCUUUGUCCAUGAACUAACUGUCUUACUUCUACUUCUUCUCAUGUUCCUGGCUUGAGUCUAGUACUCGCAUUGAGAGAGAUAGGGGACGUCUUAGAAGACCAGUUGACCUCGUAAGCUGCUAUAUGAUCUAGGAAAUCCUCUACCGACGAUCGGGGUUGUUUGUUGCUAUAGAGGUCUUGAGAGCUGCAUUGGUUUGAGUUAGGUUUGCUUGGGGACAAGCAAACAGUUAAGUAUGGGGGGAUUUGAUGACUCGGUAUUUGCACAGGUUUCUUGAUUGUUUGAGCUUGAAUUAUUGCGUCUUUGUCCUAUUUUAUUCUAGGUUGUGUUCCUUUGUCACAUUUCAGGUCCUAGCACAUAAAGUGAAGCAUAGGCGCAAGUUUCAAAUCAAUCAGAGAUCAAUUGACGAAUCACGAGAAGAAACUCGGGCAUGACCUGAAGAAGAAUGGAUUUCUACCUCACUUUAUGGACAAAGAAUCAUGCAAGCUUGUCAUUAAAAGAAUGAGGACGAGACUACGAGCGUCUGGGAUCAAACGGGGACUGAUUCGGAGUCCGGACGAGGGAGAAACGAAGCAUUAAACAGAGGCUGAGCAAGCCACACGGGCAUCCUGGAAUUCUACACGGCCGUGUGGGUCGUGGCCGUGUGGAAAUCACCGAGCCUUCACACGGGCAGCUGGGAAAGCCACACGGCCGUGUGGCCUAGCCGCGUGAUCGGGAAUUUCUGUUUAAAACUCGUUUUUCAGCCAAAGGAAAGGGGAGAGCUGGGUUUUUGGUUCCCAAACACCCAAGGGACGAACCCUAGAGAGAGAGAGAGCGACUUGGGAACAUUCUUGGAGCUAUUAUGGAGUUCUGUGUUUGUACUGGUUUGUACUGGAAUCCAAUUCCGGUAGUGGAGUUCUGUGUUCAUAGCCUCAGCUUUCUAUCCCGGUGAAUGUUAGUCGCCUGCCGGGUAGUUAGACUGAGAGGGCUUGGUCAGCUUAAGAGAUUCCAAGCUACUGUCGGAUCUUCCGCAGUUUAAUCAACAGUAGAUCAACCAAAGGUAAUUGCAACUUGGACCUAAUUGAGGAGCUAGGGGGAAUCAUACCUAAGUGAGUUCACAACUUGUAAUUAGUAGAGUAGUCAGUAGAGUAGUUUAUAAAUCAAUCCUUAAUCUAGUUUGCUAGAUAAUGAACUGAAGCUGAGUAAUAGUAACUCUAGAGACCCGUGGAUUCGAUAUUUAUUACUUGUGCCACUAUACUGCAGUCCCUUUCAUUGGUUACACUUGGCCAUUGUUAGGUGUUGUGUUUUAGCGUGUCAAUGCUCAUUUCCCGAAAACCAGCGGGAUAGACGAUUUUUUAUUCGAUUUUCUGGAAUUCGGUUUCUAUAAAACUUACUCCACCUCAUCAUAUUACCAGAAACAAUAUUGUUUCACAAGGUAACAGGUACUUGAUUUUGGUUCAUAAGGCUGAUUUUUGAUUCGUUGCAUCAUUCAUAUCUCUUUCCUACUAAAAUUCACUAUUUUUAUCACGUGUUUCCCAAAAAAAAAUGUACAACAACAAGCUAUAUACCCCAUUACAUUAUCAAAUUUCAUACCUCACCUUCCUCCGGCUAAAUGGCUGGGGCCCACGCUAGUAUACUAUCUGAAGAAGAAAAAAACGUUGAUAUUUAACUCUUUUACAAGAAUACACUUCAUAAUUGAAUGAGAAAUAUAAUAGAAAAAAAUAACUGAGUCUAAAUAUUUGAAAGAUAAAGUCUUAAUAUGUCCUUAGGAUAGAAAUAAGAUUUUACAUAGGUU